AUGUCCGCCCUCAAAGUGGGAGAUAGUUUCCCCGACGAUGUCGUCUUCUCCUACGUACCAUACACGCCAGAGUCCUCCGAAAUCACCGCCUGCGGCAUCCCGAUCAACUACAACGCCUCGAAAGAAUGGGCGGAUAAGAAAGUCGUGCUUUUCGCCGUCCCUGGCGCCUUCACCCCGGGCUGCUCGGUGCGCCAUCUACCAGGGUACAUUGAGAAGCUGGACGAAAUCAAGGGCAAGAAGGUCGAUCUCGUCGCCGUGCUGGCCUACAAUGACGCCUUUGUCAUGAGCGCCUGGAGCAAAGCCAAUGGGAUCAAGAACGACGACAUUCUCUUCUUAAGCGAUCCCGAGACGAAAUUCUCAAAGUCCAUCGGCUGGAACCUUGGCGAGCGCACCGCUCGUUAUGCCUUGAUCAUCGACAAUGGCAAAGUCACCUACGCGGAGAAAGAGCCUGGGAGGGACGUUACGGUCUCGUCAGCAGCCGCUGUGCUCGCGAAGCUGUAA
Messenger RNA from Exophiala bonariae, 501 nucleotides. RefSeq lists its product as uncharacterized. The record is from RefSeq and is a predicted model, not a curated record. Gene Ontology annotation, biological process: cell redox homeostasis; cellular response to oxidative stress; hydrogen peroxide catabolic process. The transcript is spliced from 4 exons. NCBI's taxonomy places the organism in Eukaryota, Fungi, Ascomycota, Eurotiomycetes, Chaetothyriales, Herpotrichiellaceae. Gene Ontology annotation, molecular function: thioredoxin peroxidase activity. Gene Ontology annotation, cellular component: peroxisome; mitochondrion; cytoplasm. Bases 1 to 501 code for a protein of 166 amino acids.